Molecule: messenger RNA, 1362 nt
Organism: Parnassius mnemosyne (clouded apollo)
Lineage: Eukaryota; Metazoa; Arthropoda; Insecta; Lepidoptera; Papilionidae
Source: the annotation of a GenBank genome assembly
AUGACAUCGGUUAGACGACCUAUGAGUCAGAUGAGGAAGCUCGAGACGAAGGAAGCGUUGUUCCGCAACAGAAAACGUGUACUCAAAUACUUGGUGUUGGGCUAUCUGAAGCAGGAGGGAUUCCUACACACUGCGGACACAUUUUGCAACGAAGCUGCCCUCACCAACGAGUAUGAACUCUGUGACAAUAUUGACUUGGAAAUAAUACUUCAGGACUUCUGCAGCUAUUACCUGAUCCGUUUCAAUAAGCAGCCACAGUUCUGCCGCAAGGUGGAGGAGCCCCGGCCUCUGCGACGCCCCGUCACCAGAACCACGCGGCCGCCGGUCAUGGAACCGGAAAAGGAAGCGGAGCCCGAUCUUCCUUCCACCUUCACUGUAACAAAACUUUUGACGGAUAUUCCAGCAGAAAAUCUAGAUAAUGCAAUUACAGCGAUAGAGAAAAAGCCAUUGGCUGGAUUCAUGGCCACCAUGACACCUGAUAAGAGACAACUUGUGGAGAUAUUGUACCAGGACAUCAUAAGACCAUCGGGAGUGCGUUGGGACGACAUCAAAGGCUUGGAGGCGGCCAAGAGUAUACUUAUGGAAUCGGUUGUGUAUCCAGUAAGGCACCCAGAAUUGUUCACGGGUCUACUGGAACCAUGGCGCGGUGUACUCCUCCACGGGCCUCCGGGCACGGGCAAGACGAUGCUGGCGCGCGCGGUCGCCACCGAGAGCCGCUGCACCUUCUUCAACGUACCCUGCAGCACCCUCGUCAACAAGUGGAGAGGCGAGUCGGAGAAGAUUGUAAAGGUUCUUUUCGAAAUGGCCUUCUACUACUCACCAUCGAUCAUCUUCAUAGACGAAGUGGAGACCAUAGCAUCGGAGCGAUCUUCCGUUGGAGAACACGAAGCUUCCAGAAGGCUGAAGUCACAACUCUUGACAGAGCUAGACGGAGUACGAGAGAGAGAAGGAUUGGUGUUCUUACUUGCUAACUCCAAUAUGCCUUGGGAAAUCGACACAGCAAUGCUUCGUAGACUAGAGAAGAGGAUCUAUAUACCACUGCCAGAUUUGAAAGCGCGCGCGCAACUAUUCGAAACCUACUUGAACGUCCGUACUAUAGAAUUAUAUCCGAAGGUCGAUUUCGAACUAUUAGCGGCUAAAACCGAAGGGUACUCCGGCAGUGACGUGAAACUGGCGUGUAAAGAAGCGCUGAUGAUGAACGUGAGGAAGAUGCUGCCCAACAUGUUGAACAGGAGUCAGUCCGGCCGCAAAGAUCGUUUGGACUUGGCAGAUAUAAUGGCAGCUAUAGAGAGGACCAAGCCCGUGUCUAAAAACCUGGCCAAGAAGCACGUCGACUGGCAGGAGGAAAUGGGAUGCUCUUGA